ACCACAACCGCCGCCUCCGCCGCCGCUCCAUCAGAAACAACAGAUCCACUCUCCAAUGACGACCAGCAUCCACAUUACCGCAUUAGACGGAAUAAUCAACGUCAACUCCCUCUUCACUCUCGCCGUUUUCCUCGGCCUAGCAUGGAACCCAUCCGAACCCAACAACUCCUUCAUAACCGACCCGAACUCCCCCUGCGCCGCAUCACGCGCCGUCGUCGAGAAUCUCGUCGCCUUCCACGUCUACUCCUUCAGCUCCUUCCUCUUCUCCAGCCUCCUCGCUCUCGCCCUUAAACAAGCUCUCCGGAUCGCGAAAUCCGGCGAUGUUUCCGAUCAUAUCCGCCACGUACCCGAAUUCUUUACCCAUAUUAAUAAGGAUCUGGUUCGGGUGGGGAUGUUGGUGUCGGGCCUUGGGUCGGUUUGUGGGUGUAUUUGUUUGAUGUUGGCUUUGAUUAAUGUGGUCCAGUUUAAACUUGGGGCUUUGUCUUGUGGAAGUGGGCAUAGUUUGGCGGCGGUUAUUCCUCUUGUAAUUUUUGUGCCCAUUGGGCUUUUGAUUUAUGUUUGUGUUGUUUUGUAUGCUUUUACUAGAUAAUUUUUGGGCCCAUUGUAUUAUUUGUAUUGUAAUGUUUAAUGUAUUGU
Molecule: messenger RNA, 636 nt
Organism: Mercurialis annua (annual mercury)
Lineage: Eukaryota; Viridiplantae; Streptophyta; Magnoliopsida; Malpighiales; Euphorbiaceae
Exons: 1
Coding region: 56-589 (177 amino acids)
Source: RefSeq, a predicted model, not a curated record